This is a messenger RNA of Drechmeria coniospora, 1884 nucleotides long. RefSeq names its product HET domain protein. The coding region runs from base 1 to 1884 and encodes 627 amino acids. NCBI's taxonomy places the organism in Eukaryota, Fungi, Ascomycota, Sordariomycetes, Hypocreales, Ophiocordycipitaceae. The transcript has a single exon. The record is from RefSeq and is a predicted model, not a curated record.
AUGUGCGCAGCAUCGGCAUGGGCGGCAGACAUGUCGGCGCCUGCGCAGGAAGAAGAACCAUAUGCCAGUCGGCCCCUGGACGACGAGACGGACAGCAUCCGGCUCGUGACCGUCGAAAGUGAUCUGAACGUGGAUGGUCUACUCUGCUGCCGCCUACGGACGAGAACGUUCGGCUCGAAGCCCGUCUACGAGGCUCUUUCGUACCGCUGGGGCGACGAGACGCUCAGGAAGACAAUUGUCGUCGACGGCUUCGCGUUCGACGUGACGGAGAACCUGUGGCACGCGCUGGAGGAGAUGCGCAGGAAACCGCGCAAGGCGCCGAUCUGGAUCGACGCCAUAUCCAUCAAUCAAAAGAACAUGGCGGAAAAGAGUCGUCAGCUGCGCAUCAUGCCGCACAUUUACACGCGAGCCUCCACCGUCCUCGUCUGGCUCGGCGUCGAGCAUUCGGCCGUGACCGUUGAUGUCGAUGACGCCGACGGCCAUCAAAGCCUCAAGAGCAAGAUCGUCACCGAUGCGUACUGGAACCGGGUCUGGAUCCUGCAGGAGAUUGGCAAGGCGCGCCGGAUUCAGGUAUGGAUCGGCACCGGCAUCGGCGACGGCGACGGCGAGGCGUUGGACUGGGACCGCUUCCUCGCCUGGCUCGACUCGUACUCGCGCUGGAGCAUGAACCGCCGUGGACCGUUCCACCUCGACCACCUACGACGGAACAAGUACAACGGCAGCUGCUCGCUGAGGAAGCUGCUGGAGAACCAUGCGGACGCGUGCUGCAAGGACCCGCGAGACAAGAUAUACGGCCUCGUCGGCCUCUCCUCGGACGGUCGCGGAUUCCCCAUGGACUACGGCAAGUCCCUCCUCGACGUCUGGGUCGACACGAUCCAUUUCAUGAGCCGCAGCCGGUUGCUUCCGGACGACUGCGCCGAGCUUGUGACCUUUUGCGCGCUCGUCCGGCGCUUGCUCGGCGGAGACGGCCUCGAGACGGUCGGCGGCGUCGUCCAGUUUCGACGGAACCAAGACUCGGACUGCUCGCUCUACCACAGCUGGGACCGUCGCGACAACGACGAGAUGGCACUCUCGGCCAUGACCCUGUCCUGCGACGUCUUGGGUGCCGUCCACGCGCUCGGCCCUUCCGCCACCGAGCUCGUCUCCUCCCUCGAGCUCACGGACGCGUGGGAGGCCGAACUUCAGCGGAUUCAUCCGCGGGAGCUCGACACGGCACGGCAGGAGCACGACCAUCUGAUGCAGCGCAUGCUCGACGACGCCGACGGCCGGCUCGAGCCCCUGAGCUCGUUUGACCAUCACCGCAUCGACUUUGUCGGCGACGAGCUCUUCAGCGACCUCUUCUACUACCCCGACGACGAGGACGAGCCGAUGGCGGCGGCUCUUCGGGAAUCGUGGAACCACUCGACGACGAGGCCGUCGGAGCCUCGGCUUGCCAUUCUUCGCCACCGCAAGCCAAAGGACAAGACGCCCUUCAAGAUCGCCCUCGUGCCGGCCCGGGCCCAGCUCGGGGAUCUCGUCUGCCGAGUCCAGGGCUUUCCCAUGAAGCGCCUCGUCCUUCGUCACGAGCGGUGGGCCCAUAACGCCAUACUGACGAGGAUGCACGUCUUCGGCACGGCCACGACGGCGCGCGAUCUCAUGGCCGAGCGGCGCUGGGAUGAGUCGGCGGUCGAGGGCGGGCACGAGAUGAAGGUCAUGAUGGAUGCAAGGACCUUUUACGCCUUGAUACUGGGGCACGGAGCGGACAGGGAACACGGAGCGGACAGGGAACACGGAGCGGACAGGGAACACGGAGCGGACAGGGAACACGGAGCGGACAGGGAACACGGAGCGAACAGGGAACACGGAGCGGACAGGGAACACGGAGACGGAGACGGGGAUGGAUGA